AUGGGUAGUCCGGUGUCAGCGGUUAUUGCCAAUCUGUACAUGGAAUCGUUCGAGGAGGAAGCCCUGCAGAGUUGCCCACCCGACUGCCGUCCUACCCUGUGGAAGCGGUACGUCGAUGACACCUUUGUCAUUGCACCACGAGAUCAAGCCAGCCGUCUGCUCAACCACCUGAACAGCCUCAAGCCCAGCAUCCAUUUCACCAUCGAGAUUGAGCAAGACAACAGGAUUGCAUUCCUUGACACCAUGGUGCACAGGGAACCCGACGGCAGCCUGACCAGCACCGUGUAUCGCAAGCCUACCCACACCGACCAGUACCUGGCCUUUGACUCACACCACCCAGUGUCCGUCAAGAGGGGCGUGGCCAAGUGCCUACAUGACCGCGCCUCACGCCUAGUCACCAGACCGCACCACACAGCCGCCGAGAGACGCCGAGUCACCGCUGCCCUCACGGCGAACGGGUAUCCAGCAUCCUUCAUCCGGCAAUCAUCAAGACCCAAGACCAGCGCCAAAGUGGAGCGACCGAAGUACAUGUACAAGGCUUUCACCAUUCUUCCCUUUGUGGACGGUAUUUCCGGACGGCUAAAGAGGAUCCUGGAGGACCACGGCGUCCGUACCGUGUUCCGAUCAUCCACCACCUUGAGGAACCAACUCGUGCGCCCUAAGGAUCCCAUCCCACCCGGAAGACGCGGAGGAGUGGUCUACAGGAUACCAUGCGGUGACUGUGGCAAGGUAUACAUCGGCGAAACUGGCAGACCAAUCGGCGAGAGAAUCAAGGAGCGCCAGCGCGACGUGAGACUCUCCCGUGUGGAGUCGUCAGCGGUAGCCGAGCACACCUGGGGAGCUGGUCACCACCCCAAUUGGGACAGCGUGCAGUGCAUGGACCAAGACCAGCAUUGCCAACACAACCACCGGAGCACCGGAGCGCAAUGGAGCCACACGAGGACAAGCCCCCUCACGCCCAUGGAGUGGAGUGUGCGUCGCCCGCUGAGGUCACCCGUGCUGCGUCCGCAAUACACGGCGGGGGACACGCGGAGGACGUGGUCCAGCGGUAUAUAG
Messenger RNA from Acanthaster planci (crown-of-thorns starfish), 1056 nucleotides. RefSeq lists its product as uncharacterized. NCBI's taxonomy places the organism in Eukaryota, Metazoa, Echinodermata, Asteroidea, Valvatida, Acanthasteridae. The record is from RefSeq and is a predicted model, not a curated record.